CCUGUACUGUGUCCGCAGUCUCUGGUCAUCUCCUGUACUAUGUCCGCAGUCUCUGGUCAUCCCCUGUACUAUGUCUGCAGUCUCUGGUCAUCUCCUGUACUAUGUCCGCAGUCUCUGGACAUCUCCUGUACUAUAUCCGCAGUCUCUGGUCAUCUCCUGUACUGUGUCCGCAGUCUCUGGUCAUCUCCUGUACUAUGUCCGCAGUCUCUGGUCAUCUCCUGUACUAUGUCCGCAGUCUCUGGUCAUCUCCUGUACUAUGUUCGCAGUCUCUGGUCAUCUCCUGUACCAUGUCCGCAGUCUCUGGUCAUCUCCAGUACCGUGUCCGCAGUCUCUGGUCAUCUCCUGUACUAUGUCCGCAGUCUCUGGUCAUCUCCUGUAGCAUGUCUGCAGUCUCUGGUCAUCUUUUGUACUAUGUCUGCAGUCCCUGGUCAUCUCCUGUAUAUGUCCACAGUCUCUGGUCAUCUC
Molecule: messenger RNA, 465 nt
Organism: Staurois parvus
Lineage: Eukaryota; Metazoa; Chordata; Amphibia; Anura; Ranidae
Source: the annotation of a GenBank genome assembly